This is a messenger RNA of Anarrhichthys ocellatus (wolf-eel), 1282 nucleotides long. Its product is annotated as stonustoxin subunit beta-like. Lineage: Eukaryota; Metazoa; Chordata; Actinopteri; Perciformes; Anarhichadidae. Gene Ontology annotation, molecular function: protein binding. The annotation marks the transcript as partial. The transcript has 3 exons. The record is from RefSeq and is a predicted model, not a curated record.
GGUGUGGAGCUGAACUGUGACAAGAUCCAACAGUCCCCGAGUUCAGGACGUCUCUCCACUGAUGAACUGUCUCCUGCUCAGUGUUCAGCUCUGAUCUGCAUCUCAUUGUCAUCAGGAAAACAUCUGGACGUGUUGGACCUGAAGAACCUGAGUCUGGUGCCAGCGGUCAAAGCCUCCAACAAAGCUCUGGUUGAACCUGCUGGAGAUCAGUGGCUGAAACCUGGUCUGAGGAAGUAUGCCUGUGAACUCACAAUUGACACAAACACAGUGAACGGAGAGCUCAAACUGUCUGUCAACAACAGGAAGGUGACAUAUGUGGGAGAGGCUCAGUCAUAUCCUGAUCAUCCAGACAGGUUUGAUCUCUGGCCUCAGCUGCUGUGUAGAACUGGUCUGACUGGUCGCUGUUACUGGGAGGUCAAGUGGAGAGGAGUAGUUUUUACAUCAGUGAGUUACAGAGGAAUCACAAGGAGAGGAAGCAGUGAAGACUGUAUGUUUGGAGGGAACGAUCAUUCCUGGAGUCUGUUGUGCUCUGGUGAUGGUUACACUGUCUGGCACAAUAACAGAAGCACACAACUCUCCUCAUCCUCAUCAUCAUCCUCCUCCUCCUCCUCCCCCUCUGGUAGAGUAGCAGUGUAUGUGGACUGUCCUGCUGACUCUCUGUCCUGCUACAGAGUCUCCUCUGACACACUGAUCCACCUCCACACCUUCAACACCACAUUCACUGAACCUCUUUAUCCUGGCUUUGGGUUUGGGUCCAGGUCCAGGUCCAGGUCUGGUUCAGUGUCUCUGUGUUCUGUGUAGGAGGGAGAGUCUCCUCCUCUGUAAAAACUCACUCUGCUGACGAUCAGAUUCAGAUCAAUAGAAAAAAAUAUAAUCAACAAAUAAAUCACUUUUAUAUAUUAUUAUGGAGAAAACAAUCAACCUUUAUUGAUCCCUCGGUGAAACUCAGAAAUUAAUACUUUAGUACUUUUACUUUCAUUGUGAAUGCAGGACUUUCAGGUUUCACUACUUUAACUUAAAGAUCCGUUGUAGACUUUCGGAUGAAUGAACAUAAUAUUAAUAAGUAUAUUUUCAUCAUCACUUGAAGAUAAGAAUCGUUGUGUUUCGUUCCCUUAGAAUGAGCAAAAGUGAUGAUUGUGUAAUUGAUGAAAACACUAGAAAUCUUUGUGUUUGAUGAGCUUCAGGUUGGGCUCUGAUGUUUCUGUUUUCAUCACUUUGUUCACUCGAGAGGACAAAAUCAUUCGAGAGGACAAAAUCAUUCCAAAGACGUCCUCAUGAAGCU